This is a messenger RNA of Aureobasidium namibiae CBS 147.97, 414 nucleotides long. RefSeq names its product glia maturation factor beta. NCBI's taxonomy places the organism in Eukaryota, Fungi, Ascomycota, Dothideomycetes, Dothideales, Saccotheciaceae. The record is from RefSeq and is a predicted model, not a curated record. Gene Ontology annotation, biological process: negative regulation of Arp2/3 complex-mediated actin nucleation; actin filament debranching. The transcript is spliced from 3 exons. The annotation marks the transcript as partial. Gene Ontology annotation, molecular function: Arp2/3 complex binding; actin binding. Gene Ontology annotation, cellular component: actin cortical patch.
GCAUCCGAAGCACGUCUCUACACCUUUAGCCCCGAAACCAAAGCCGCACUCCGCAAGUUCCGUCUAGGGACCUCGAGGGCAAAGGACCCGCAAGCCAUAAUCUACCAAAUCGACAAAAAGACCUUGGAAAUCUCAAAGGCAGACGAUGAAACAUACACCGAUUUGAGCAUCCUAGGCGAAGAGCUGCCCGACCACUCGCCCAGGUUCAUCUUGCUGAGCUACCCCUUGACAAUGGCUUCCGGUCGUCUAUCCGUACCUUACGUCAUGCUCUACUACCUCCCCGUCACCUGCAACAGCGAGCUCAAAAUGGUAUACGCCGGAGCAAAGGAACUCAUGCGCAACCAAGCAGAAGUCGGUCGCAUCAUCGAGAUCGACAGCGCCGAAGAGCUAGAGGAGAUUGAAGAUCAGCUGAGA